AUGUCGGGUCGAUAUGAACGGGUUAACGCCCAAGACGAGGAAGACGCACCCUCCCCCAUCGCGGCAUCCAGGACAUCUCGCUCGCCCCUGCCAAACUCUCCUCCUCCGUCAUUUCACUCCAGGGCAUCAUCCGCCGCUCCCCGAAAUCGCCAAGUCCAAGACCCGACCCUCGCCGACGCUUUUGACGCCGACGAGUCCGACAGCGAUGACGAGCCCGAUGACCGCCAGCGUCUCGUGAGGCAGAACUCCGAUCCCAUUCAGCCCACCAGCAGCAGCGCUCGACACCCAGCACCCUACUCUCCAGUCAGCUCCAGUGCGAGCACGCCACCCCCACAGCCCCCACGAUCGCAACCAUCAGCGACAGCGACCAGCUCCAGCCGCAUCUUCGGCAGCGGCAUCCAGAAUGAGGGCGUCUUCUCCAACUUGACUGCCAAGCCCGAGCGAGGGGGCACAGAGAAGGAGGAGCAGCCUCCGACCUACGAACAAGCCGCGGCCGACUCAGCACCGCCCUACUGGGAAACAACCAUCCUCGCCCCCGGCCUGGGCGGCAUCGACGAUGUCUACAUUGACGGCAUGCCCGUCGGCUCCGUCUUCUCUUUCGUGUGGAACGGCAUGAUCUCCAUGUCCUUCCAGCUGGUGGGCUUCCUGCUCACCUACCUGCUGCACUCGACCCACGCGGCCAAGAACGGGUCCCGGGCCGGCCUGGGAAUCACCCUCAUCCAAUACGGUUUCUACAUGAAAGGCUCGAGCGGGUCAGGGGCAGGCGGCAUGGGCGGCGACGGUGGUGCAGGCGGCGAUGGUGGAAGCGGCUACGCGGCCCCACCGGACCCCAACUCGCAUGAUUUCGACCCAAGCAGCGUGGCAGACGGCAGUGGUGGUGGAGGUUCAGGUGGCAUUUCCGACGUGGCAAGCUCGGAGUGGGUUGCGUAUAUUCUGAUGAUCGUCGGCUGGUUCAUCCUCAUAAGAUCUGUGAGUGACUACCUGAGGGCCAGGAGGCACGAGCAGCUCGUGCUGCAGAGCCCCGACCGGGGCCUGGGUGUGGCCAUUAUUGCCGAGGGCGAGAGUUCGGAGCGUGUUGUCUGA
Molecule: messenger RNA, 1083 nt
Organism: Diaporthe amygdali
Lineage: Eukaryota; Fungi; Ascomycota; Sordariomycetes; Diaporthales; Diaporthaceae
Exons: 3
Coding region: 1-1083 (360 amino acids)
Biological process (GO): metal ion transport; positive regulation of protein ubiquitination; vacuolar transport
Cellular component (GO): endoplasmic reticulum; Golgi apparatus; perinuclear region of cytoplasm
Source: RefSeq, a predicted model, not a curated record